AGGAAAUGUCAAAAUUCGAUGACAUUUCAUCAGUCCAGUUAGUCAGCUGUUUGUGAUUUCUCUGUCGUGUUUCUGUUGUCGACGCUUAAAGCCAUCCUAGUACCUGAGCAAAACAUGUUUCCCUCGAAAAACCCCCGCAUUACUCCUAAUUAGUCCAGUAAAACCUCGAACACGUAAGAUGGCUGUGCCGAAAAUCACAGACUACGAGAUCCAGGAGAAGCUUGGCGCUGGUAGCUACGCGACAGUCUACAAAGCGCGCCACAAGAAGACGAACACAUUCCACGCCAUCAAGUGCGUGCAGAAGUUGUCGCUUUCCAAGUCAGCCACGGAUAAUCUAGUCACGGAGAUUCGGCUGCUGAAGAAUCUCUCGCACAAGCACAUCGUAGGCUUGACCGACUUUUUCUGGGAUGAAAAGUUUAUCUACAUCGUCUUGGAGUACUGCAAUGCGGGCAACCUGUCCACCUACAUCCGACAGCGCAAUGUGCUACCGGAAGCCACUUGCAAGUACUUCCUCCGCCAGCUGGCGGCUGCGGUGCAAUAUAUGCGCUCGAACGACAUUUCUCAUUUUGAUCUCAAGCCCCAGAAUCUGCUGUUGACGCGGACGCCGAAUGUGGUGCUGAAAGUGGCGGAUUUUGGGUUCGCAGAGCACUUGGAGCUCGGUGAAAGCAACUACACGCUGAAGGGCUCGCCGCUAUAUAUGGCGCCUGAAAUCGUGCUCAAGCGAAACUACGACGCCCGAGCGGAUCUGUGGAGUAUUGGCGUGAUAUUGUACGAAUGCCUGUUUGGCCGGGCGCCGUACAGUUCCAAGACGAUUGAGGAGCUGAUGGCGCGGAUCAAGAAGCAGGAGCGGAUCGCGAUCCCGACAAAUGCGAAGAUCAGCGGAGAAUGCGAGGAUUUGCUGACGCGCCUGCUGCAACAUGAUGUCUCGAAGAGGAUAACGUUUAAGGAGUUUUUUGAACAUCCUUUCCUGGACCUGAAACAUUCCCCAAAUGAGCAGUAUGUUAUCAUAUUACAGAGCCUCCAGAAGGCUGUCUCGUUAGUCACAAAAGCUGUUGAACAGGAUGAAAAGCAAAACUACAAGGAAGCCUAUCAUUUAUAUUGCAAAGCCCUUCAGUAUUUUGCCCCGCUUAUUGCCGAUGAAAGUGAUGCGGCCAAACGACAAGCGCUUCGUAGUCGCGUGAUAUCCUACAUAAAUCGAGCAGAAGAAAUCAAAACUGGGAUGACAAUUGCACGGAAUCAAAAUUCGCCGGCCAGUAAACCAGUUACAACGUCAAUGAGUGAUAUUAUGGAACCGAAUGCUAGAUUCAAACAACUUUACUCUCUUUGUUCAUCAAGUCCUAAUAUUCAAAAUGGUUUGGAUAUCGGUAGACAAGCGGAGCUUUAUACCUACGAAAGACGAUUUGACUCAGCCUUGCAAUCGUUUACGUCUGCGUUGAGCAUUUUAGUGCCUCUAUUGAAUAGCGAGCCAAAGGGAGAACGGCGAACGUUACUUUACCAACAGGUUACUGACUGGAUGAAAGAAGCCGAAAGUAUUAAGGCAUUACUAUCCGCAAAAAAUGUUGACGAGGAACAGAAAACUCUACAUAAUUGCAGCUUACAAUGAAUUCGUUCUGAUAUUUAUUAUGACGAUUCCUAUUUAGAAUAUUUUUAAUGGACAGAAUUUGAAUAAAUUUCUAAGUGUAUUUGUUGAAAAAUAUGCGUUCGUUGUGCUUUUAAACUACUUUUAACUUGUACUUUUAUCGGUAAGAUCAGCUAUUUACAUUAUACUGCUAAAAGUCGA
This is a messenger RNA of Hermetia illucens (black soldier fly), 1780 nucleotides long. RefSeq names its product serine/threonine-protein kinase ULK3 (gene Aduk). Gene Ontology annotation, biological process: peptidyl-serine phosphorylation; autophagy; autophagosome organization. Lineage: Eukaryota; Metazoa; Arthropoda; Insecta; Diptera; Stratiomyidae. Gene Ontology annotation, cellular component: autophagosome; cytoplasm. Gene Ontology annotation, molecular function: ATP binding; protein serine/threonine kinase activity. Bases 179 to 1603 code for a protein of 474 amino acids. The transcript has 6 exons. The record is from RefSeq and is a predicted model, not a curated record.